AUGGCUCCCUCUACCGUCAUCGACCAUGCUGAGGCCAACGGCGUCGACAUCGCCGCCAGGGCCGCUGUCAAGCAGGCAGAGCUGAACGGCACUGCUGAGCGCCCUCCCGUGCCCGACGACUACAUGUAUGACUUCAAGUACAACCACGCACUGCCGACCACCGACGUCCUCGGUGUCCAGAUUCCACAAGACUGCGAUGCGCAGGCCGAGGCAGAGAGUAUCGUGAGACAGCUCUCCGAUGCUCUGAGCUCUGGAAACGCGGAGGCCUUCGCAGACUUAUUCCUCGAGUAUGGCGUCUGGCGCGACAAGCUCUCCUUCACCUGGGACCAACGGACCUUCAACUUCCGCCCGGCCAUUCUGAAGGCGGCCCGCGACCUCCUCCCCACCACCAAGGCCUCCAACUUUGCCUUCCUCAAGCCGGCUCCUGUAGUCGACCGCCCCUUCGACGACUUUGCCCAGCUGCAGUUUGUCGUGUCGUUCGAGACAGACCUCGUCGUCGCCUCGGCCGUCAUCAAGGCCGUUCUGACCAAGGACGGCUGGAAGAUCUACACCAUGCACACCGUCGCCGAACAGCUCAAGCAGUUCCCGGAGCGCGCCGCCGCCGACGGCCACAUGACGGGCACGAUCAGCUGGGAGGCGCAGCGCGCAAAGGAGGUCGACGCAGCUGACCCCGAUAUUCUCAUCAUCGGCGGCGGACAGAACGGUCUCGCCCUGGCCGCAUGGUGCAAGGCCCUCGGGCUCAACUGCCUCAUUGUCGAGCGCAGCGAAGAGGUCGGCGACGUCUGGAAGAAGAGGUACGAGUACCUCUCCCUCCACUUCCCCCACUGGGCCGACGACCUGCCCUUCUUCCGCUACCCCAAGCAAUGGCCCACGUACACCCCGGCCCAGAAGCAGGGUUUCUACAUGAGCUGGUACGCGUCCGCGCUGGAGCUCAACAUCUGGACAAAGUCGGCCGUCAUCGAGACCGAGCAGGAUGACCAGGGCGCGUGGACGGUGAAGAUCAACAAGAACGGCAACGAGUCCCGCACCGUCCGCCCCAAGCACGUCGUCAUGGCCACCUCCCUCUGCGGCGUCCCGUACACCCCCACCAUCCCCGGCAUGGACACGUUCAAAGGCGGCGAGAUCCGCCACUCCUCCGCGCACGACAGCUCCGCCGCCUUCGCCGGCAAGAAGGUCUGCGUCGUCGGCACCUCGUCCUCGGGCUUCGACACCGCCUUCGACUGCUCCCGCCGCGGCAUCAACGUCACCCUCCUCCAGCGCUCGCCGACGUACCACGACCGCCUCUUCUUCUCCACGCCCGUCGGCCCCGGCGAGGAGCUCGGCCGCCGCACUGCCAAGGUGCUGGAGGACCUCGACCGCCCGCUGCUAGACGCGCUCAACGCCCGCGGGCUGCGCACCUGGCGCGGCCAGCGCGGUGCGGGCCAUGGCACCCUCAGCCAGACGCGCAACGGCGGCUUCUACUUCGACGCCGGCGCGUGCGAGCACAUCAUCAACGGCAAGAUCAAGGUUGAGCCGGGGUAUAUUGAGCGGUUCACCGAGGACAAGGUUGUUCUGAGUGGCGGCCGGGAGCGCGAGUUUGAUCUUGUGGUGUUCGCGACCGGCUUCUCCAACUUGAAUGAUUCGAUCCGGGAUACCCUUGGCCCCAAGGUUGCGAACCAGGUCGGGCAGGUGUGGGGUGUCGACGAGGAGGGCGAGUACAAGGGCGCCUUCCGGGAGACGGGGGUGAAGAACCUCUGGAUUAUGGUGGGAGCCCUGCCCGUGACGCGGUUCCAAUCGAGGAUUUUGGCGUUGAGGUUGAAGGCUCUUACGGAGGGCAUUUCGCCUCCUCCGUACAAGGCUUAG
Messenger RNA from Colletotrichum gloeosporioides, 1842 nucleotides. Its product is annotated as putative oxidoreductase CzcO. The record is from RefSeq and is a predicted model, not a curated record. Gene Ontology annotation, molecular function: NADP binding; N,N-dimethylaniline monooxygenase activity; flavin adenine dinucleotide binding. The coding region runs from base 1 to 1842 and encodes 613 amino acids. Lineage: Eukaryota; Fungi; Ascomycota; Sordariomycetes; Glomerellales; Glomerellaceae. The transcript has 3 exons.